Amaranthus tricolor (Joseph's coat) is the source of this 1299-nucleotide messenger RNA. RefSeq names its product protein trichome birefringence-like 4. Lineage: Eukaryota; Viridiplantae; Streptophyta; Magnoliopsida; Caryophyllales; Amaranthaceae. Gene Ontology annotation, cellular component: Golgi apparatus. The record is from RefSeq and is a predicted model, not a curated record. Bases 1 to 1299 code for a protein of 432 amino acids. Gene Ontology annotation, molecular function: O-acetyltransferase activity. The transcript has 6 exons.
AUGUCAAUUUUACCAAACAUUAUUUCAAAUCAUCAAACUCCUCCUCCAUCAACAAAAACAAGAUUGAUUUUAGCAUUUUUACUUCUUAUUUUUCCAAUUCUCAUUAUAGUAAAAAAUUACCCAUUAAUCUCAAAUAGUAGUCUACUUUCAAGUGCAUCAUCUUUCUCUUCCCAAAUUCUCUCAUUUUCAGACUCUACUACUUGUGAUAUAUUUGAUGGAAGAUGGCUAUUUGACAAUAAUUCCGAACCCAUUUAUUCACCCGGGUCUUGCCCGUUUGUUGAACGUGAGUUCAAUUGUAUCAAGAAUGGCCGUUUUGAUCGCACUUAUCUUAAGUACCGGUGGCAGCCUUAUGGAUGCAAUAUUCCAAAGUUUGAUGCAAUGAAGAUGAUGGAGAUGUUAAGAGGGAAGAGAUUAGUAUUUGUGGGAGAUUCACUAAAUAGGAACAUGUGUCAAUCUUUAAUUUGUUCUUUGAAGAUGUUUAAAAUCAACCAAUUAUCAAGAUCAAGAGAUUUUCAUUCCUAUCAUGUCCAGGAUUUUAACAGCAGCAUAAUAUUCAUCACAGCACCCUUCCUAGUCCAACAAAGGCAACUCCCAGGAAGAAGAGAUACAUUAAGGAUUGACACAAUGGAAGGUAGUAUCUCCAAAUACCAUGAUGCUGAUUUUCUUAUCUUCAACACUGGUCAUUGGUGGAAUCAUAACAAGUCUAGAAAUGGGGAGAAUUUUUUCCAGGAGGGUGAUAGUAUACACUAUAAAAUGGAUGUAGGAGUAGCAUAUACCAAAGCAUUAAACACUUGGGCAAAUUGGGUUGAUAAAAAUGUAAACAAAAACAAAACCCAAGUUUUUUUUGCAGGCUAUUCCAAUACUCACUUCCAAGGAGGUGAUUGGGAUACAGGAGGAAGUUGUGACAAAGAAACAGAACCAAUAACAGAUGAAAAAUCAUUAACAUCAUAUCCAUUGUCAAUGCAAACUCUUGAAACUGUAAUUUCAAGAAUGGAGACUCCUGUGGUGUAUCUAAACAUUACAAGAUUGACUGAUUACAGAAAAGAUGGGCAUCCAUCCAAGUAUCGACAGCCGGGAAGUCGAGGUGGUUUCCAAGAUUGUAGCCAUUGGUGUCUUCCUGGUGUGCCAGACUCAUGGAACCAACUUUUGUAUGCCUCUUUGUUACUCUCUUUAGAACCAAGCUCCAACAAAAAUACUAAUUUAGUAUUAUACUUUUACACAUUGGUCUUUUUGUGUACUCUAUUCUUCAAAAAUCUUGGAAUUUUGACAUUUAAGUUAGGUUUGGUUGUUAAGUAUUAA